This is a messenger RNA of Chanos chanos (milkfish), 1317 nucleotides long. RefSeq names its product keratin, type II cytoskeletal 8. Gene Ontology annotation, molecular function: structural constituent of skin epidermis. Gene Ontology annotation, cellular component: keratin filament. Gene Ontology annotation, biological process: keratinization; intermediate filament organization. The transcript is spliced from 9 exons. The coding region runs from base 1 to 1317 and encodes 438 amino acids. The record is from RefSeq and is a predicted model, not a curated record. NCBI's taxonomy places the organism in Eukaryota, Metazoa, Chordata, Actinopteri, Gonorynchiformes, Chanidae.
AUGAGUGUGCACCGUAAACAUCUGGUACCCAUCAGCUCCGCCCGUGGAGGGCUGGCGAGACCAUCUGCAGGCACGUACAGUAGCUUCUCUCUGGGUUCGUACCCCCGCGCAUCGACGGCACCGCGUGCCAGACCCGGGAGCAGCGCGCUGGGGGUUCCCAUCAGAGCAGUGUCCGUGAACAAAAGCCUCCUGACCCCUGUCAACGUGCAGGUGGACCCAACUGCACAGGCUGUGCGCACGCAAGAGAAGGAGCAAAUUAAGACCCUCAACAACCGCUUCGCCUCCUUCAUAGACAAGGUGCGUAUCCUGGAGCAGGAGAAUACGAUGCUUGAAACCCAGUGGAAGUUGUUGCAGACUCAGACUAAGGCAGACUCCAAGCUUGAUCCCAUGAUGCAACACUACAUCAGGAGUCUCAAGAGCCAGCUGGAUGCUGCUGACAGGGACAAGAAACUUCUGGAAGCCGAGCUGAGUGAGGCUCACAGACGUGUGGAGGAGAGCAAGCAGAGGUAUGAGGAUGAAAUCAAUAAAAGAAACACAGCAGAAAAUGAAUUUGUUCUUCUAAAGAAGGACGUUGAUUCCGGUUACCUGAGUAAAUCAUCACUGGAGGACCAAAUGGCUGCUGUUCUUGAUGAUCUGAAAUUUUUAAAGAGCUUCUAUGAUCAGGAACUGCUUGAACUGAAGGAGGACCUGAAGAGCACAUCGGUGGUGGUGGAGAUGGAUAACAGCAGACAGCUGAACAUGGAGCAGAUUGUGUCUGAUGUCAAGCACCAGUAUGAAGACAUUUCAAAACGCAGUCGACAGGAAACGGAGGAGUGGUACAAGAACAAAUUUGAACUGGCCUCGUCCAAGUCUGAGCAGUAUAAGACCGAGCUGCAAGGUGCUAAGACCCAAAUCGCAGACCUGAAGCGCGCAAUCAUGCGCUUAAAGAACGAAAUGACAUCCAUCAAAGGACAGUGUGAUGUAGUGGAUGGACAGGUCUGUGAGGCGGAGGACCGCGGCCAAAGGUCGGUGAAGGACGCCCAGCAUCAGAUUGAUGAGCUGGAGGCAGCGCUGCAGACAGCCAAGAAAGACAUGGCUAAACAAGUCCGCGAUUACCAGGAACUGAUGAAUCUCAAACUAGCCCUUGACAUUGAAAUCGCAACUUACAAGAGACUGCUGGAGGGAGAGGAGAAAAGGUUAAAUCAGGAUUCCGUAAUCAGCGUUCAGACUGUUCCCAAACAGAGCCUCAAAAUCCAAAAACCUGCCCCUGGACACAAAGUUCUGAUUAAGAUGGUCCAAACUCAGGAUGAAGUCAUUUCAAAAGGGCAACUGCAAUAA